Cydia pomonella (codling moth) is the source of this 6554-nucleotide messenger RNA. RefSeq lists its product as uncharacterized. The transcript is spliced from 2 exons. The coding region runs from base 694 to 3771 and encodes 1025 amino acids. The record is from RefSeq and is a predicted model, not a curated record. Lineage: Eukaryota; Metazoa; Arthropoda; Insecta; Lepidoptera; Tortricidae.
UCAUAAAUGGUAGGGAACCCUUCAUGGACGAGUCCGACUCGCACUUGGCCGCUUUUUUUUCAAAUAUCACCACGUAUCGUUUUACAGCGCUCAAAUAUCACCAUAAAACUAACAUUGGAGUAUGAUGCCAGGUUAUUUUCUGAUCGAAUCGGUCGAUUUGAUCAUCCCGUCUGGGUGCCUCCAUUAUAUGGGUGUUUACUAUACUAUAAAAACCGGUUAAAGUGCCAAUUACAUCCAAACUUUAUCAGGACCCGAUUUCGGGCCCGAAAAAAAAUAUUUUUCCGUUUCACUAAAUAUCAGCACAUCAUUUACAAUAUUUGAAAUGUAAAAAAAUGGUUCAUAUGCAAAAAUAUCAAACAUUGAACAUUUUUGGCAAUUAGAGACAAAUUAUUUUUAACAUUUCAAAUAUUGUUAACGAUGUGCUGAUAUUCCGUGAAACGAAAACGAUUAUCAUGCCCGAAAUCGGGACUGAUUUCGGACCCGAAAUCGGGAACAGGAAUGUAAUUGGCGCUUAAGUGCAAGUCAGACUCGCCCACGAAGGGUGGGCAGCCUGGUGACAGACAGAUAGACGGACAGUGGAGUAUUAGUAAUAGUUUUUACGUUUACGGUACGUUUUUACCCUUUGGGUACGGAAUCCUAAAAAUGUGACUUAAGCAGCAAAAAUGUGACUUUUAGGGAAACGAAACGUAACUUAUGACUCCAGAGCCCUGGCAACACUGCCCGCUCCAGUCAGUCCCGCGCAGUCGACGCGUUCACACGCCGCCCGUGAGCCCGCCAGCUGUGCGCGCGCGUACGUCCGAACGUCGUCAGUACGAAGUAUGCAACAAUAGAAUGCAAUGCGCCGAUUAUUGCAGAUGUGGUUCGCGGGAGCAGUCAUCGAGUGUGACAGCAGGUCUGGAGCAAGUUAUGUCACAGUUAGUGGCUCUGAACAGUAGACCAACGUCAUCGAAACAGGUAUGGGAUUUACCAGGAUUUUCUGGACUCACGAGUGAAUGGACGACAUUUCACACUGCUUAUAUAGAAUCCACUGCUCGAUAUAAGUUUACUAACUGGGAGAACCUAUCCCGGUUGCGACACUGUCUUAAAGGCGAAGCUAGAGACUGUGUGCUACAUAUGUUGGCAUCAUCCGCUGAUCCAGAGCUAAUAAUAAGAGUCUUGAAGAAAAACUUUGGCAGAUCGGACCUUUUGAUAUAUAAAGCCCUAAACGAACUACGUAAAUUGCCUAACCUAGGGCCUAGUGCAGUGGAUUUGAAUGAUUUUGCCAUUAAAGUAGUGAACAUUGUGACGACACUUGCAAGUUUAGACCGACGUGCGUAUGCAGGUAAUCCGUUUCUUAUACGUGAAAUUACAGAACGCCUGUCACCCCACGUCCGAUCGCGCUGGUGCCAGUAUGCAGAAGAAAAGCUCGAGCAGGCUGAGAGCGAGCUCACGCUCAUGGUCAACUUUCUGCUCGACAUCAGCGACAAGGAAUUGCAGUACAGCCAUGCGCGCGGAAGCGUCAAUCGUCGCAGCGCGCCAGCGCCUAUGCGUGAGGACAUACGCGUAGGCCGGAGAACCUCAGCGUCAAACCCUCAGCCGUCAAAUGGUGGAGCGAUCCGCAAGUAUAACUCAAGUCGUGUGCAAACGUAUACCACUGACAAAUUAGAACCUUGCCUUUGCUGUGGUGGCGUGCACACUGCUACAAAUUGUAAACGUGUAUUAGAUAUGAGUGUUGCGGCUCGAUGGGAAUGGGCGAAAGAUAAUAAGAUUUGUUUUAAAUGUCUUAACAGGAGACACAGGCGUGGCAACUGCAAGGCGGGUGUAUGCGGAGAGCGAGGAUGCCAGCACCCGCAUCACCCGCUGCUGCAUGAUGAAUCUAUACUCCUACGAAGGGAACUACAAUCUUCACGGCGUGACGAAGCGGCCUCAGCUACGCCUGCCAGCGCGCCCAUCGAGCCCGAGCGCGCACAGAGAGAGCACACGUUGACGACGGCGGAAAGAGAGGGGGCACUACCGGCUCACCACUUCGUGCUGAACACAGAGCACCAAGAGCCGUCAGACGUUUUGCUUAAGGUAAUACCUAUACUUUUAUCUGGACCGACAGGCGAGAUCAAAUGCUACGCGCUCUGUGACGAUGGCUCGACUAUUAGUCUGUGCGAGGAUUCGAUAGCCGACGCCGUGGGUGCUGUGGGCGUGGAAGCGCCACUACACAUCAAUGGGAUUGGUCCCAUGUCAACAAUCGAGCCCAGCCGACGCGUGACGGUACAAAUACGCGGGCUGACCGGAGGACAUACCCAUCUCGUCAGACUUAGAACGGUAAAGAACCUAGGCAUUAACUCUCAACAAGUGCCAAGAACAUUAGUUAAGCAGUACGAGCACCUGAGAGGCCUGCAGGAGGCCACAUAUGACACCGCCACGCCUCGGGUACUCAUCGGGUCAGACAACUGGCAUAUGAUAUUUCCACUUGAGGCUCGUAUCGGAACAAGGAGAGAACCCGCUGCAGUUAGGAUAGAUCUUGGCUGGUUAAUAUAUGGACGCGCGCCGCAGACCCCGCGACGAGCUGAACGAGUGCUGCAUCUCUCACAAGCAAGCGAACGAGAUGGUGCGUUUGCUGUGACUGCAGACGUAGAAGAGAUGUUCUUGAGAAUCCAGAUCCGUGAAGAGGACAGAAACUCGCAGAUGUUCCUGUGGCGAGCGGCGCGUAGAAGCGGCGUCCCUGACGUGUACCGGAUGAGGUCAAUGGUGUUUGGAAUCGCGAGCUCCCCAUUCCUUGCACAUUCGGUAAGAAAUUAUAAUGCUUAUGCUUAUGAGAACCGCUACCCGAGGGCCCUUGAAGACAUAGUUAGAAACCACUAUAUGGACGACUACGUUUCAAGCUAUGAAAACGAAGCAGACGCUAUCGCGUACGCCGAAGAGGUAUCCGCUUGCCAUGCGCACGCUGGAUUUCAUCUCCGCGGGUGGUCUAGUAACUCGCCACUUCUCAUAGAACGGAUUCCAGAGGAACUACGAGCCGACACACCCGCACCGAUUGGCGAUAAGGAACAAAAGGUAUUGGGUCUAACCUGGGAUGCGAGGACAGACCAUCUCGGCUUCAACACUACCAUGAUCCGAGUCCCAAGCGAAGUUAAGGAACGUAAAAGGGCUCCAACGAAAAGAGAGACUCUCAGCGCAGUAAUGAGUAUAUAUGAUCCGUUAGGAAUAAUCUCUUAUUUCUCAAUUACAGUAAAGAUCCAGCUUCAGCGACUCUGGAGCCUGGGUUUGGAUUGGAACGCUCCGCUGCCACCAGACGAGUGUGAGGAGUUCCAGACAUGGCUGCGAGCGCUAGAACACGUCGGUAGACUGCGCAUUCCCCGCCACUACGGACCUAUGGAAAUGGUGAGACGAACCCUCCAUAUUUUCGUUGAUGCCUCCUCACAAGCAUAUGCAGCGGUCGCUUAUUGGCGUAUCGAAAGACGAGGGGAGGUCUACGUCAGCCUGAUCGUGGCAAAGGCUAAAGUGGGACCAACGCGCUCUAUUUCGAUUCCACGAGCGAAGCUACAGUCGGCCUUGAUCGGAGCUCGACUGAAGAAAACUAUCCUAGAGCAACACAGGUACGAGGUAGCGGAAGUCGUAAUAUGGUCCGACAGCCGAACAACACUCCAUUGGGUACGGGAAAAUGCACGCCGUUACAGCGCCUAUGUCUCGCACCGCCUGGGCGAGAUCGCUGAGCUCACGGAACCAGAACAGUGGCGAUGGGUGCCGACACGCCAGAACGUCGCAGACGACGCCACCCGAGCGGGACAGCACACGUGAGUUUGACAUAACACACAGAUGGUUCCAAGGACCCGCUUUCCUACGGCUACCGACAACAGAAUGGCCACAAGAACCAUUGAACCAGCCAGAACCAGAGCUACAAGUACUGGAGGUCAAGCAGUGCUUUGUGAGUCGCGAGGUUGCCUCGCCACCGUUGCCUGAUGUGAGCCGAUUUUCAAGCUACGGACCGUCUACUGGGUACCACUGCAAGAAUGUUGCAAUUUAUAGACAUUAUAAAAUCCAAAGCUACGAUGAAUUUACAAACCAAACAUAUUCUGGCCGCUGAACGUUUAUUAUUGCAGAGAGCGCAGAAGGAGGACUUCGCUGACGAGCUACGGAGCCUCCGCCGCGGCGAGCCUCUAACCAAAGGCAGCGCGCUCUUCGAACUGGACCCCGAGCUCGCAGCUGACAACGUGCUCCGCAUGCGGGGGCGCAUCGACGCCGCACCCGUGCCUAUCAACAAGAGUCCGGCCAUUCUACAUGGACGCAACCGGUUGGCCAGACUUAUUAUAUUUAGAAUGCAUAGAAGAGCGGCGCACGCUAAUAAUGAACGCGUUGUAAACGAUGUUAGACAAGAAUAUUGGAUAUUGCGCCUAAGACCGACUGUGCGUGCAAUCGCAAGCACUUGUCAACUCUGCCGCAUUAGAAAAGCGACUCCACGCGCCCCGCCUAUGGGAGAUUUGCCGCUGUCGCGCAUAGAGCCAUUUUGUAGACCCUUUACAAACACUGGUGUAGAUCUAUUCGGUCAUAUUACAGUUACCAUCGGGAGGAGACACGAGAAGCGCUGGGUGGCGCUCUACACCUGCCUGACGACCCGGGCGGUGCAUCUGGAGCUGGUGCAUUCCCUCAGCACUGACUCCGCCAUCAUGUCACUUCGUCGCAUGGCCGCGCGACGGGGCUGGCCCCGCACUAUGUGGAGCGACAACGGAACCAAUUUCCGUGGCGCUACGGCUGAGCUACGGGCUUGCCUAUGAAGAAUGGCUGCCCGCACUGCAGCAGUACGGCCUGCAGUAUCGCUUGGACUGGCGAUUCAUUCCCCCCGGAGCCCCGAACCAAGGCGGCGCCUGGGAGCGGAUGGUCCGCUCUGUGAAGACUGCUCUCAUGGCGACGCUACACUCGCGAGCGCCCAAGGAAGAGGUGCUUGCGACUCUACUGGCCGAGGCCGAGGCGUGCGUUAACGCUCGGCCUCUCACACAUGUCUCGGUCGAUCCACGCGAUCCCGAGGCACUGACACCGAACCAUUUCCUGCUCAACGGCCCCACGGGGACUCCUCUCACUGGCCCCUGUGGCGAGGUCAAACCGACGAGCCUGGAAAGUCAGCCAGGCACUCGCCGACUCCUUUUGGCGUCGCUGGGUGCGCGAGAUCUUACCUACCCUCGCCCCGCGACGAUCUUCAGCGACGGGCGAGCGACCACUGGCGGGCGGCGACCUAGUCAUCGUCGUCGACCCCUCAUUACCACGCAACGUAUGGCCACGAGGCGUGGUUGAACGAGUUUACCCGGGCCCAGACGGUGGCAUUCGCAGCGCGGAGGUGCGGACCAAGGGCGGCACCUUCAAAAGACCCACGACCAGGCUGGCUGUCUUGCCGGUCGAUCCAGAGUCGACGUAGCAAGUCGACGAGGGGAGUGUGGGCGACAGCCGACACGCAAUCGAAUGUAUGUUAUUAUUCCGUAGAUAACCCUAAGUUAUAAAUUCCUUACUUAAGUUGUAAUAGCAAAAAUAAAGAUCUUUAUCAACGUAGGUAGCCUAAGACCUAGGUAGACUAUGUAUUAUGUCUAAGUUGUAAUGUAAAUUAAGACCUAAACUGAACCGUUAAUUCAGAAUAAGCCCUAGAACCUUUCUUGAUCCCAGUCAUGAAAUAAUGAGCCCGAUUAUGCCUAUACUUUAUAUUACGUGGUUAGAGCGAGAGAAUGUGAGCUAAACAGGUAAUACAUAGGAAUGGUAAAUUUCCCCAAAAUAAUUGGGGAAAAUCUUUGGUACUCAUACCUACUUCAAGCCUGAACCUGCGGGUAAAAGUACGUAUGGGUAUCAUUGUGGAAAAAGGUAACGGUUAUGAUCUAGGUAAAAUCUAGACUUUCACCUCUCUCCUUGAACCGUAGGAUGAGAUAAUAUGCAUAACACGUGCCGAACUGACAGAUUUGGCUCAUUAAAUCUGGACUUUGUAGCUAAACCGUAAUCAUGCGCUCGUUUAAACUAUUGCAAGCUUAUAGAACUUAAUUAGACUCGUCUAAAAACAUAUAGUUAUAUAACCCCACGAUUUAGCUCGAAGUAGGAAGCCUAGAUAAUUACCAAAUGGAAAGACAAAAUGUAGGAAAAUACGUCUAAACUUGUGCAUUUUUACGCAGCAACGUGGACCAAUCACAGACGCUAAACCGCUCGCGUUAGUUAAUGUGACAAAGUUAUAACAAUUCCGUUCGAGCGGCAUUACCAUCAUGAGAGCCGCUAAUCCUUGCCUGUGAUUGGCCCAAAUUUAUGCCGCUAAAACAUACAAAUAUGGGUGGACUGGAAAAAGCCAGUCAGUCAGCUGCCCACACCGUCCCCAAAAUGACGGCCAACAGACCACCCCACCAGUCGGUGGGGAAGCGACCCGCGACAGCCGCCGCAGCCAUUGUGCGGUAGCGGCCCCUCAUACCCCCCUGACGGGGGGUAUCGACAGAUCACUCAUGCAAGCCAGUCAGUCGCCAUUCCGGACCCGAAAUAAGUGAACGUAAACCUAAGUGCUUAAGUUGAUCGUAAAACUAUAACUUGUGAGAACCUAUUAAUAAGAUCCAUUUGUAAAAUCA